GGCCCAUACCAAGUCUGUACAGUCAGAAAUCCAAAGAGAGAGAGGGAGGGAGGGCCAGAGGGGGGGCGAAGACGAUGAGCAGCAGACGGAGCAUCGGAGACGACGAAAGAGGAUUGCUGUGGAAGCUUCCUCAGGUGAGGAUCAGAGACAUCGGGAAAGUGGGUCCGGCAUUCGGACUUGGCGCCGGCUGUGGAGCAGGUUUUGGCAUCGGACUCAUCGGAGGUUUCGGAUUCGGACCAGGAGUUCCGGGGUUUCAGUUAGGGUUUGGGUUUGGAGCUGGAUGUGGAAUCGGGGUUGGGUUUGGUUAUGGCGUUGGGAGGGGCGUUGCUUACGACCACUCUCGCUCUUAUUCUAACGUCGGAAAACCCUCUAUGGAUGAAAUCGAUUCUCUCAUUGAUGAACUCGUUAUCAACACGAAGAAGCUGGUGAAAGCCACUUCCAAAGAAAUCGACAAGUGGAGAAGAUGCAUCAGGGGAGGGGUAAAGCUUGGCCACCACAUAAAAGGGGGAACAGAAGAUAGGAUAUAUCCGUUACCGUUAUCCGACAAAGCCCCAUCUCUGUGCCAAAUCAGUAACAUAAACCAAUCAGAAAUCGGCAUCAGAUUUCACAUUUUCCAAACCCGACCAAUCAGAACCCAUGAAGCAGCAUCCUACAUGGCAUGUCAGCUUCCGCUUCUCUCAACCUUAUAGUGGUCCGUCUUCCUUCUUCUCCAUAUUCUCGAACUCGAAUCUCUUCUCCAAAAACCACCAAAAGGUUGAAUCUUUAGGUUAAAGAUGGCG
Molecule: messenger RNA, 779 nt
Organism: Tarenaya hassleriana
Lineage: Eukaryota; Viridiplantae; Streptophyta; Magnoliopsida; Brassicales; Cleomaceae
Product: keratin-3, type I cytoskeletal 51 kDa
Exons: 4
Coding region: 75-689 (204 amino acids)
Source: RefSeq, a predicted model, not a curated record